Fibroporia radiculosa is the source of this 411-nucleotide messenger RNA. RefSeq lists its product as uncharacterized. NCBI's taxonomy places the organism in Eukaryota, Fungi, Basidiomycota, Agaricomycetes, Polyporales, Fibroporiaceae. The transcript is spliced from 3 exons. The record is from RefSeq and is a predicted model, not a curated record. Bases 1 to 411 code for a protein of 136 amino acids.
AUGUCCAGCUUCUCCAGCCCAGUUGGUUCAGAGGGUCCGGUGGCGACGUCAAUCAGGGGCAAGUUGAUGUCUGCCCUGAGGCCAGCGGAGAUGCAAAUCACAAACGACUCGGGGCAGCACCGUCAUCAUGCCGCUAUGAAGGCACAGGGCGGAGGCAAUGGAGAAACUCGUAGGUCUUUCUAUCCACCUUCUCAAUUUUCCACACGUCGAUUGCCCGAAGUUUACGACACCCUUAAUCGCUUUGCAGAUUUUACCAUCCAAGUGGUCUCAGAAGAGUUCCGCGGCAAGACAACGAUGCAACGGCAUCGCAUGAUCUAUUCUGCUCUUGCGGAGGAAUUUUCCCAGGGUUUACAUGCAUUAUCCUUGAAGACCAAAACGCCUGAGGAAUUCGAGAAGAGCAAGGCUGUAUGA